AAAAAAAAAACAAACAAACAAAAUACACGAUAACAUGAUUUUCGUGACAAUUCGUAAUGUUAUCAUGGAUUCGAAUAGAACGAUCGAAUUGAUAAAGUUAAAAGUUGUGAUAUUUUGCGAGACGUAAGAUAUAUAGACAAGGAUGUUUAAGAUUUGCACAAAAAUUGUGAGAAUUUUUAAAGUUUGGAGAUUUUCAAGAUAUCAAAAUGGCGGAUAUGCAGGCAGGAAAUCAAAAUACGAUAUACGAAGAGAGGAGAAUCGAUGUCAUUCGACGAUAAACCGGCUCGGUAAGAUAAACCUCAUUAAGAGGAUGAUUUCCAAUAUGAUCUUUACCGUCUCCCACGAGUCGGACGUCAGAAAUAAGGAAAGAUAUUUUCGUCCGCUCGUAAAAGUCGAAGAGAACGGGGGUUUCUUUAGUGGUAUAGCCGAAGCAAUUUUGAUAAUCGCAAGGCUCGUGGUCAUAAUGUUUGCUGCCAUUAUCUUGGCCACGGCUUUUUUAAUGAUACGACUGACAAACUCUCAAGUUUUUCCGGGUAUCUUACGAAGAGUAAUUAUAUUCCUGGGUCCAACUUUCAUCAAAUUUGGCCAAUGGAUGUCGACAAGAAAGGAUCUAUUUCCCGAAAACGUUUGUAAUUCUCUAACUCAUUUACAACGCAAUGCAUCAUGCCAUUCGUGGUUGUAUACAAAGAAUUUACUCAAAGCAACAUACGGACCAAAUUGGAGAGACGUUUUUGUCAAAUUCGAAGAUGAAAUACCUAUCGGUUCGGGAUGUUGUGCCCAGGUUUACAAGGCGUGGGUCGAUCUUAACGUUCAUGCAGGAAGGAUACAAGAGCCCCGGCUAUCGUGUUUCGUCGAAAUUAUCGAAUAUUUAAAUAUGGGACACUUCUUCACUACAUUGGAGAAAAUAUUUACCACUGAUGAACACGAAAAGAUCGAUAAAAUUGGUAGAAAAUUGCAGCCAGUUGCCGUUAAGGUUCUUCAUCCUGGUAUCAAAAAUCAAAUAAAGAGAGACUUGAAGAUAAUGCGAGUCUUCAGUAAACUCGCCACGUACGUCGUUCCGGAGUUACAUUGGCUGAGUUUAACCGAUUGUAUCGACGAAUUUUCAUUGAUUAUGGAACAACAAGUCGAUAUGAGAUUAGAAGCUAAUAAUUUGUUAAGAUUUACAAAUAAUUUUGUUAAAACGGAAGAGAUUGUUUUUCCACGCCCUUAUAUGGAAUUUACACGUAACGAAAUAUUGGUAGAAACUUUCCACGAAGGCUCACCGAUAUCCAAUUAUAUCGAUUACGAGGAUAAUAAAGUGCAACAUAAAUUGGCGAAGCUCGGUAUUACGAUGAUUCUUAAAAUGGUAUUCAGCGAUAAUUUUAUACAUUGCGAUCUCCACCCGGGUAACAUUUUGGUCCAGGAAGUAAAAAAACAGAGAUCAACGUUUCUCGAUUCUUUUUUGAGCAUCAUUAGCUUUGAUUAUACAGAGAAUGAUCCGAGACUGGUAAUACUCGACUGUGGUUUGGUGGUAUCCCUGAACAACCGUUGUCGAAAACAUCUUCGAGAUAUCUUUCGAUCGGUAUUGAUGGGAAACGGUGAACUCGCAGCGGAAUAUAUAUUGGAACAUACUUUCCAUAUGACACCGGAUCCAGAUGGUUUCAAAACUACGAUGAAUAAUAUAGUUACGGCUUAUCUUAAAAAUCCAGGCAAUUUUAAUAACGUGAAUGUAAGUACCGUUGUGUCUGAAUUAUUUUCCGCGAUGGUUCGUCACCGGGUGAAGCAGGACGGAUCCUUUAGCAGCGUGAUUCUCAGUAUGGUAGUGAUCGAGGGGCUCGGCCGAAGUCUAGAUCCUAAUAUCGAUAUCUUCUCCGAAGUUCUUCCAUUUGUUUUCAAUAAUACCGUGUAUGGUUAAAAAGA
Vespula pensylvanica (western yellowjacket) is the source of this 1899-nucleotide messenger RNA. RefSeq lists its product as uncharacterized. Gene Ontology annotation, molecular function: protein kinase activity; ATP binding. The transcript is spliced from 10 exons. Gene Ontology annotation, biological process: protein phosphorylation. The coding region runs from base 143 to 1894 and encodes 583 amino acids. NCBI's taxonomy places the organism in Eukaryota, Metazoa, Arthropoda, Insecta, Hymenoptera, Vespidae. The record is from RefSeq and is a predicted model, not a curated record. Gene Ontology annotation, cellular component: mitochondrion.